AUGACAAUCUGCCCGUCACAUCGAUCUUCGUUGGGUAUCGGAUGGCGUAGAGGCUCCCAACGCUGCCGAGUUCCAGGAGAUCUGGCUAGUCAUAAGCAGCCUGGAAGAUCAACUCGUAAGGCAGAUCGUGGGAUCAAUAAAUCAUUGUCGAAAACAAUAUUGCGUCGGACAGGAAUAUUCAUCCCUGCUGGUUCAGGUAUGUUGUAAAUGUAAUAUAAUCACCAGCAAGUUAGAGUUUUAAACCGAGAAGGAGGUUAAUAACUGAUAUAUUGCCCCCAAGGACGCGCAGCGUCCGAGGGCAACAUAUCAGUUAUAAACCGACUUUCGAGGUUUAUAACUAACUUAUAUCACAGUUGUGGAGGUUUCCUAACAUAUUUUGUCAUUUUCAAAAAUUUUCGAUGAAAAAUUCUCGCGUUUUGUCGAAAAGUUUGAUCUAAUUAUUUAUUCAAGGUAGAUUAGCUAUAGUUAUAAACCUUGGACGAUCAAAGAAAACCAACACAAAUGUGAUAUAAACAUAGAUACGCACUCUGUCUAUCCAGUUAAUCAAACCAGCACAGGCUUCCCUGCAGUGACGAUGGGAAUUUUACGCACUUUCACGCCAAAAUAAUAUAAAAUUUUGGUGCAAUGAAAUUGUAGGGCUAAGUAAUCCCUCUGUUCAGGAUUAGUUCGGCGACUCAUUAACCAAAAGUCUUAAAAUUUAAGAUUACAUCAACGUUUCUCUCUUGUCAGGAAUAUGCUGUAGUUGCAGACUUACUAUAACGGCUGAAUCAUCUCCCAUUGCUGGAACCCCAUCAACGAAGGAUGAAGAGACUGAAGGCAUAGCAACCAUCACCAUGGCAAUUGGAAAUAUUUCAUUGGUCAGUAAAUACACAACAACAUGGGCAAUGUCCUGUAAUGCUUUUAUCACUAAGUCAUAUCUAGCCUGCACUUUUAAUAUUUUUCUAGAGGUUUAUAAUGCAGGCAUGCAGCAAGUGUGCACGAGAUCAUAAAACUAGCGAGUAUGUGAGCGAGAUCGUUUUAAAUCAUACGCGUUUUAGCGAUGACAUACAAGGUACAUACUCAUUAUGCCUUUUAUUAUGCCGCGCACACCCCAUCCUCGCCCGCAGACCUUGCGGCCUUGCGCGACUGCUCAUUCUGGAAGUGCACAUUUUCUGCACUACAGGGUUUGCCAAAAAAGUAGACAAAUUGUAAUGUCUAGAAAACUAUAAAUUUAACCGUUAAUUCAAAUUGGAUUUUAUUUUAAACCCCUCAUUCAUGUUUUCACAAGCCGUUCAAAAUGAGGCUUGCACACACCGCUCUCUCUUUUUUCGAGGUUAAAUUUUUUGUUUGUUUUCAGUGUUAGAUUGACCUGAAGAUGCCAAAGUACUUAUACUAACACAAAUCUAUGAGAUAAUUUGAUAAAUUUAUAGUUUUUUACACAUUUCAAAAUUGUCUCCUUUACAUUGCGCAUGCCUCCAAAUGAACAAGUUCUAGAUCUAGGGGUACUAAAUGAAGUAUUCAAAAAAUAUUACAGAGUUACUGACUUGUUUUGUGCUAAAUUGCUCACUAAAAUGAAAAGUUGCACAUUUCACUGAUUAGCACGGUUAUAAUGAAUAGCCAAUCAGAUAUUUUUUGGCCAUCAAUUCCAUAGCCUUAUUUUCCACGAGGAACCGAGUGAGAAAAAAGCUCUGCGGACAAGAAUGCACACACCCAGCAUAAUUUUAGAUCUCGACCUCGUUCCCCGGCUCUUCCGUAAUACACCCUGGGAACAUGUUGUAUAAAAUUCUAAAAUAAAGCGCCUUCUACAUUUUCAAACCACCAGUUAGUCAUGUCUUUGCACAAAUAAAGAACUAAAAUAAAUUGAUAACACGGGCACAUUGGGUUCUUGUACAUAUGUGCAGCUAACUUGUUUUUAAACACCAGUUUAAUAUCGAGUAUAACUUGAUUCGUAGGAUGAAACAAAUUCUACCCUUCAACCACACACCAGUAGCCCAGCAACCCCCUCUAGAAGCCUUUAUUUACCACCAAACAGUGAGUCCUGCAGUGAAAGCAGUUCUUCUGGUAAUAUGAUCACGCAAGAGCAGAAGGACAGCAAAACCCAUAGUGCGCUUAACCAAUAUUUGCAUUCCCGCGACGUCAGCCUGAUCCGUUCAAGAAUGAGCAUGCCGUGGAAUGAUGCGAACGAAAGAACAAAGCGCUAUUACAAUCGUAAAACUGGGCAGGCUGUAAGGGCAGUGGUUAGUGAUAUUGCACCAAAUGAUGCACUGCAAUUGUUCGAGGUAGUGUGCUCAUCCAGUAAAAUGGCGGGGAAUUAUCCAACUUACGAAGAUUUGUCUGGUUGCCAUGGUCUCAAUGAAACGUUAAUGAUGGCCCUUGUGGAAUGCUACAAUGCUGCUGAUUGCUGGGAGACACGACGACAAAUUCUAUCGAUUAUGGCGGAGAAAAUGCCACUCAAACGGUUACAGCACUGGAUACCGAACAUCACCAAAUACAUGUUUACUGAAGCCAAACGUCAUUGUUUGAUCCAGGGUAGAGGGGCGCCAGUACAGAAUAUUACCACAUCUAGACUACGAGUGUCUACCUCACAAAUUGACCAUUUUAUCGACUUUAUUACAAGUUCGCAUAUCACUCAGGACUUGCCUUCUGGAGAAAAGAUAAUCACAUUGUCGACCAAGGAGACCAUAAAAGUACCCAACGUUAUAAGAACGAUGGUUCGAGCUCAAAUAGCGACACAGUAUAUCAAUUACUGUGAACAAUUGGGAUUUAAACCCUUGAGUCACAGCAGUUUGCUUCUAAUUUUGAACGUUUGUGCAGCUUCCUCCCGUAAAUCUCUUCAAGGGCUUGAUUACAUUAGCUCUGCCGGUGCUGAAGCAUUCGAUGACCUUUGUGGUGUUGCCGAGACUCUUGGAGACGUAGGCCAGGGGAUGGGCCAAAGAAAAGCAGAAGCGACUACGAGAAGGCAAGCGUUACCUUAA
This is a messenger RNA of Paramuricea clavata, 2954 nucleotides long. NCBI's taxonomy places the organism in Eukaryota, Metazoa, Cnidaria, Anthozoa, Malacalcyonacea, Plexauridae. The record is from the annotation of a GenBank genome assembly.